Colletotrichum navitas is the source of this 819-nucleotide messenger RNA. RefSeq lists its product as uncharacterized. The transcript has a single exon. Bases 1 to 819 code for a protein of 272 amino acids. The record is from RefSeq and is a predicted model, not a curated record. NCBI's taxonomy places the organism in Eukaryota, Fungi, Ascomycota, Sordariomycetes, Glomerellales, Glomerellaceae.
AUGCUUCUGCCUUGCAGUAUAGAGGUCCUAACCCAUCCUGGUAUCACUUUGAGCAGGGAUGAGAAGACGAAGCUGCAAGACUCCUUCUGCCAUCUGGGCCGCCUCUGCUUGAGUCCCCUCCCCAAGUAUCAGGUCUUCGACAAGGCAUCCCCUACCUCUUUGGACGACAAGGUGAUCGUCGUUUCUCGGUGCAAGGAUGAAGUCAUUGCGUUCCUCUCCGCCAUUUGGUUGCCCAUCACAUCCCCCGACAGGCCACUGCUUCACUCCGGCUUAACUGUCAUUCACCCGGCUCAUCGAGGGUCGGGCAUCAGCCUGGACCUAUAUGCGCAUCUCUGUCUCCACCUCAUCAACAAACUCCCUGAUGGAUUUUGGACAUCGACCCUAGCCGCAGUCAUAAGCUCCCUCGUUAACGUAUCAAUAUACACCACCCAAGUCUUCCCGUCGCCCGGAUGGUCCAGCCACCAGUCCACCGGCCAGCCUUCGGCGCAUCACCUAGCAAUCGCUCAAGAAAUCAGCGCAAACCACCGGGAUAAGAUGCUCAUAUCGCCGAGCGCAGUCUUUGACGAGAAUUCGUUUGUCUUCAGGGGCUCAAACAACUCUGAUCAAGGGGAAUCGUUUCGGAAGGACAUAGAUGACCAGUUGUACUGGCACCGCGACCAAAAGGCCAGUGCAUUUUUCAGGAAUCUUUUGAGACCUAACACGGGAGACGAGGUCCUCCAGAUCUCGUACCUGGAUCCGAAGUACCUUGCAAAGCAUAUGAAGAGUCAAAGGUUUGCGGAAAGGUACAGCGAUAGAGCUGCAAAGGUACAUCCUCUCUGA